Molecule: messenger RNA, 1706 nt
Organism: Pteronotus mesoamericanus
Lineage: Eukaryota; Metazoa; Chordata; Mammalia; Chiroptera; Mormoopidae
Gene: SPI1
Product: Spi-1 proto-oncogene
Exons: 5
Coding region: 174-989 (271 amino acids)
Biological process (GO): cell differentiation; regulation of transcription by RNA polymerase II
Cellular component (GO): nucleus
Molecular function (GO): DNA-binding transcription factor activity, RNA polymerase II-specific; sequence-specific DNA binding
Source: RefSeq, a predicted model, not a curated record
UGGCCCUGCAAUGUCAAGGGAGGGGGCUCACGCAGGGCUCCUGUAGCUUGGGGGCAGGCCCGAGCCCUGCGCUGCCCGAGCCCGUCCAGCCCCUGGCGGGGCUUCCCACCCCAAGGGGCUCUGCGCUGGCCCCCACCGAGGCAGGGGACCCGACCGGCUCGGAGCUCGGCUGGAUGUUACAGGCGUGCAAAAUGGAAGGGUUUCCCCUCGUCCCCCCUCAGCCGUCGGAAGACCUGGUUCCCUAUGACACAGAUCUGUACCAACGCCAGACGCACGAAUAUUACCCCUAUCUCAGCAGUGAUGGAGAGAGCCACAGUGAUCAUUACUGGGACUUCCACCCGCACCACGUGCACAGCGAGUUCGAGAGCUUCGCCGAGAACCACUUCACGGAGCUGCAGAGCGUGCAGCCCCCACAGCUGCAGCAGCUCUACCGCCACAUGGAGCUGGAGCAGAUGCACGUGCUGGACACCCCCAUGGCGCCCACCCACGCCGGCCUCGGCCACCAGGUCCCCUACCUACCCCGCGUGUGCCUCCCAUACCCCUCCUUGUCGCCCGCCCAGCCUAGCACGGAUGAGGAGGAGGGCGAGCGGCAGAGCCCCCCGCUGGAGGUGUCUGACGGGGAGGCCGAAUGCCUGGAGCCGGGGCCGGGCCUCCUGCACGGGGAAACAGGCAGCAAGAAGAAGAUCCGCCUGUACCAGUUCUUGCUGGACCUGCUCCGCAGCGGCGACAUGAAGGACAGCAUCUGGUGGGUGGACAAGGACAAGGGCACCUUCCAGUUCUCGUCCAAGCACAAGGAGGCGCUGGCACACCGCUGGGGCAUCCAGAAGGGCAACCGGAAGAAGAUGACCUACCAGAAGAUGGCCCGUGCGCUGCGCAACUACGGCAAGACGGGCGAGGUCAAGAAGGUCAAGAAGAAGCUCACCUACCAGUUCAGCGGGGAGGUGCUGGGCCGCGGGGGCCUGGCCGAUCGACGCCAACUGCCCCACUGAGCGCCCUCAAGCGACCUGCUGGGCCGGCCAGGCCUCCUUGCUGGCCAUAGCAUUAACCCCCACCCGGCCCGGACACAGGGAGGGAAGCUCCCAGGGGCCAGGGCAGGACUGCGGCGGGCCAGGCCUCGCCUCACACCCCCCCACCCAGACCCUACCCUACAUCCCUGCUUCACUGCUCACCAGGACUCUAGCUUCAGCCCAAAGGCACCUGGGUGUUCGAUGCCUAGAAAGGGUCAGCACCGCUUAGUCCAACCAGGUGCUUGCUUGGGAGUUCGAAGCCACCUUCUGUAAAUUGAACCUUCCCCGAACCUUCCCCUGAUGCGUCCCUCCCUUCCCACACCUCUCCCCCUUAGCUUCCCCAUUAAAAUUAUUCUCAUGGGUGCUCUUGCGGCACAGAGAGUCUCUUUUAAAAUAGUUUGUGCACCUUGUCCGUCCCCCGCCUCCACCCCGUGUGGUCUUGCCUUUCCCCAUUUGUCUACCAGGCAUUUACUGAGGACCCUCCCAGUGCUCAGAUGCCAGGGACGUGAGGUCACAGGGACCGACCAGGAUGGAGAGCUGGUGGAAAGAAUGAGUCCUCUGUUGUUAUGGGAGAAAUAAAUCAUUAAAAAGCCCUCCAGACCUGAUAAAUCAGUUAAAGAAAACAAAACAAAACAAAACACAACAAACUUCAAUGAGGCUUAAAGUGAUCAUCCGUAGGUUACGACCCCAAUGCUGGCG